CCGGACUGGAAUUUGGCCGAUAUUGGUGGCUGGACGGGAGGGAAGCAGCAAGUAUCGCGAGAGUUGUUGUAAGUUUUUGCAGAACUCAGCUCAGCUAUCACAAUUUGCGUGUUCCCUUCUCGACAAUGGCCGUCUGAGAGGCUGCAGCUGGAGGAGAAGAAGAAGACGAAGAAGACGAAGAAGACGACGAAGAAGAAGAAGAAGAAGAAGAAGAAGAAGAAGAAGAAGAAGAAGAGGAAGAAGAGGGAACCGGAGUGAACCCGCACACACUCAGUGGGUCCAGGACACCAGAGUCCAGCAGUCAGAGUGGAGACCUGCUGGAUCUCAGAGACCAGGACCAGUACCAGGAGCACCAUAAGAGCGAAAUGGAGGAGGACCAGCAGAACACGGACCAACGGAGCAACAAGGUCCCCAGAAGACCAGCAGCAGGCUCGUCCUCUGAUACCACCGAUGUUCAGGUGUCGAAGGAUUGUUCCAUCCCGCUGACACGAGUCAGGAUCAGCAGUGCGAUGUUGGCUGCGAUGGAUGCCGGUGGAUGCACAGCAGCUGUUCCAAAAGGCCAAAAGAAACGUCAAGUGGAGCAGAAAGCAGCUGCUUCCAAGAAGAGACCGGCAGAGCAACAGGUGUUGAAGGAGUGUUCCAUCCCACUGAGACGAGUCAGGAUUAGCAGUGCAAUGUUAGCUGCGAUGGAUGCCGUUGGAAGCACAGUAGCUGUUCUUAAAGGCCAAAAGAAACAUCAUGUGGAGUGGAAAGCAGCUGCUUCCAAGAGGAGACUGUCAGAGCGACAGAAACGGAGAGGAAGAAAGGGACUGAUUCAUCAGAGAGUUCACAUUGGAGAGAAACUACACAGCUGUGACCAAUGUGAGAAAACUUUUGCUUCGGGUAGCACCCUCAGAGUCCAUCAACGCAAUCACACAGGAGAGAAACCCUACAGCUGUGAUGAAUGUGGGGCAACUUUCCUGUACCAGACUCACUUAAAAAUACAUCACCGCAUUCACACUGGAGAGAAACCCUACAGCUGUGACCAGUGUGGGAAAACUUUUGCAAUGGGGGGUGCCCUCAUAGUCCACCAACGUAUUCACACUGGAGAGAAACCGUACAGCUGUGAUGAAUGUGGGUCAGCUUUCUUACAACGGGGUCGUCUGAAAAUACAUCAACGCAUUCACACUGGAGAGAAACUCUACAGCUGUGAUGAAUGUGGGGCAGCUUUCUCAACAUCAGAUGCCCUGAAAAAACAUCAACACAUUCACACUGGAGAGAAACCCUACAGCUGUGACCAGUGUGGCGCAGCUUUCACACAGUUAAGUAACUUAAAAACCCACAGGCGCAUUCACACUGGAGAGAAACCAUACAGCUGUGAUAAAUGUGAGAAAGCGUACACCCAUAAAACAAAUCUAUUAAUCCACCGUCGUGUUCACACUGGAGAGAAACCAUACUGGUGUGACCAAUGUGGGAAAACUUUUGCAGUGGGGAGUGCCCUCACAGUCCACCAACGUAUUCACACUGGAGAGAAACCGUACAGCUGUGAUGAAUGUGGGUCAGCUUUCUUACAACAGGGUCAUCUGAAAAUACAUCAACGCAUUCACACUGGAGAGAAACCCUACAGCUGUGAUGAAUGUGGGGCAGCUUUCCUACAUAAGGGUCAUCUGAAAAUACAUCAACGCAUUCACACUGGAGAGAAACCCUACAGCUGUGAUGAAUGUGGGGCAGCUUUCUCAACAUCAGAUGCCCUGAAAAAACAUCAACACAUUCACACUGGAGCGAAACCCUACAACUGUGAUGAAUGUGGGACAGCCUUCCGGCGCCAGAGUCACCUUAAAAAUCAUAAACGCAUUCACACUGGAGAGAAACCCUUCAGCUGUGAUGAUUGUGGCGCAGCUUUCGCACAGUUAAGUAGCUUGAAAUCUCACCAGUCCAUACAUAGUGUAGAGAAACUAUACAGCUGUGAUAAAUGUGAGAAAGCUUACACCUAUAAAAAAAGUCUAUCAAUCCACCGACGUGUUCACACUGGAGAGAAACCCUACAGCUGUGAUGAAUGUGGUGCAGCUUUCUUACAACAGGGUACUCUGAAAAUACAUCAACGCAUUCACACUGGGGAGAAACCGUACUCGUGUGACCAAUGUGGGAAAACUUUCACCUCAUCAGGCGACCUUAUGAAACACCAACGCAUUCACACUGGAGAGAAACCCUACAGCUGUGAUGAAUGUGGGGCAGCUUUUGCUCAGUCAGGUGACCUGAAAAAGCAUCAACGCAUUCACACUGGAGAGAAACCAUACUCAUGUGACCAAUGUGGGAAAACGUUUUCUCAGGGUAGUGCCCUUAAAGGUCAUCAACGCACUCACACCGGGGAGAAACCGUACAGGUGUGAUCAAUGUGGGGAAAGUUUUACUCAUAGUGGUCACUUAAAAUCCCACCAACGCAUUCACACUGGGGAGAAACCCUACAGCUGUGACCAGUGUGGCGCAGCUUUCACACAGUUAAGUAACUUAAAAACCCACAGGCGCAUUCACACUGGAGAGAAACCAUACAGCUGUUAUCAGUGUGGGACAACGUUUAACACUCAACGAAGUCUAGGCAGGCACCGACUUAUUCACACUGGAGAGAAACCGUACAGCUGUGAUCAGUGUGGCACAACGUUUAACGCCCAAAGAAACCUAGACAGACACCAACUUAUUCACACUGGAGAGAAACCAUACAGGUGUGACCAAUGUGGGAAAACUUUCACCACUAAGGAUCAUCUACAAGUACACCAACGCAUUCACACUGGAGAGAAACCGUACAGCUGUGAUCAAUGUGGGAAAACUUUUACUCAUGUUGGUACCCUUAAAGUCCACCAACGCAUUCACUCUGGAGAGAAACCGUACUGGUGUGACCAAUGUGGGAAAACGUUUUCUCAGGGUAGUGUCCUUAAAGGUCAUCAACGCACUCACACCGGGGAGAAACCGUACUGGUGUGAGCAAUGUGGGAAAACUUUUUCUCAUGGUAGUAACCUUAAAAAACACCAACGUCUUCACACUGCAUCGUUGUGAACAUGUUUCAGAGCCUAGCUAGCGGUUUCCUACUGCCUCCUCCCCAUGCUCUGAUAGCUGUGUUGUUAUAUUCUGAGCUUCUCUCCACAUUGAAGUCUGACCAACAGUAA
Messenger RNA from Sebastes umbrosus (honeycomb rockfish), 3139 nucleotides. Its product is annotated as zinc finger protein 420-like. Gene Ontology annotation, molecular function: RNA polymerase II cis-regulatory region sequence-specific DNA binding; DNA-binding transcription factor activity. The transcript has 8 exons. The record is from RefSeq and is a predicted model, not a curated record. Gene Ontology annotation, biological process: regulation of transcription by RNA polymerase II. NCBI's taxonomy places the organism in Eukaryota, Metazoa, Chordata, Actinopteri, Perciformes, Sebastidae. The coding region runs from base 366 to 3029 and encodes 887 amino acids.